Messenger RNA from Photinus pyralis (common eastern firefly), 842 nucleotides. RefSeq names its product glutathione S-transferase D1-like. The record is from RefSeq and is a predicted model, not a curated record. The coding region runs from base 125 to 781 and encodes 218 amino acids. Lineage: Eukaryota; Metazoa; Arthropoda; Insecta; Coleoptera; Lampyridae. Gene Ontology annotation, molecular function: glutathione transferase activity. Gene Ontology annotation, biological process: glutathione metabolic process. The transcript is spliced from 3 exons.
UAUAAAUAGCACCUGUUUGUGUUUAUUGUAGAUCGCCUUAGUUCCCUAUUCUCCAUUCAAUAGUAGUUUGAUUCUGAAAGGUGCGGGUCGUUCGUCUGGCGCUUUCCGAGGAUCACCAACUAAAAUGCCGAUAGAUUUUUACUAUGCCCCGGGAAGCGGACCGUGUCGCUUUAUCGAGUUGACCGCGAAAACGUUGGGUGUCAAUUUGAAUUACAAAGAGCUCGACCUGAUGGUAAAAAAAGAACACUUAACUCCCGAAUUUAUUAAGAUCAAUCCCCAACACUGCAUUCCAACAAUUGUUGAUAACGGAUUUGCCCUCUGGGAAAGUCCAGUAAUUGCCACCUAUCUUGUAGAAGCUUACGGAAAGACCGACUCUUUGUAUCCAAAGGACCCCAAAAAGAAAGCAGCAGUCGAUCAACGUCUGUAUUUCAACAACGGCGUCCUCUACCAACGCCUCGCCGAUUAUUACUAUCCCAUAAUCUGGGGUAACGCAACACCCGAUCCUCAAAAGUACAAGAAAGUCGAAGAGGCUCUGCAAUUUUUGGACACAUUUUUGGGCGCCGACGAGUACGUCGCCGGUGAUUCCUUAACGCUCGCCGACUUCGCCAUAGCCACGACCUUGUCAACUUUUGACGUCGCCAAACUCGAUCGUUCCGCUUACAAGAACGUCUCGAGAUGGUACAAGAUGCUUCAGACGUCCGUACCGGCGUUCGAAGAAAUAAACGGCCUCGAGAAGCUCACGAAAAUGUUCGACGCCAUCGCUAAGAAAGCUAAAUCAUAAGUCGAAUCUGUGUGAAGGGUUUUGAAGCGUUUGUUUGUAAAUAAAUUUGUUCACUCAUGGC